Messenger RNA from Meloidogyne enterolobii, 657 nucleotides. The record is from the annotation of a GenBank genome assembly. Lineage: Eukaryota; Metazoa; Nematoda; Chromadorea; Rhabditida; Meloidogynidae.
UUCACUAUGAUCGUAUCCGGCAGUACUGGGUCUGGAAAAUCAGAAUGGGUUAAAAAUUUGCUGGAAAAUUUGGAGGAAAUGGUUACUUAUGAAAAUGAAAAACAUAAUCAAAUUGAUUUAGUCUUUUAUUGUUAUGGUGAAUUAAAUUCUAAUAUUAUAAAUAUGCAACGUAAAGGUUUUGUAAAUAAAGGUAAAACACAAGUUAUUGUUCACAAUGGGUUGCCUAACGGGGGAAAUGAAUUUAUAAAACAACAAGCAAGGCAUGGAAGAAUGUUACUAGUGUUAGAUGAUUUAAUGGUUGGGAUGAACCAAAUAUUUUUGGAUACAAUAUUCACUAAAGGGUCUCAUAACUGGCAAAUGAGUGUUAUAUUAAUAACACAGCAUUUAUUCAGUAAAGAAUUAAAAGUUGCCCGUAAUAAUUCUCAUUAUCUUUUAUUAAUGAGAAAUCCGGCAGGAGCUUUGCAAAUUAGAACACUUGCAACCCAAUUAUUCCCUUCAAAAUCAAAAUACUUUCUGGAAUCCUAUUCUAAUGCUACAAAAGAAAACUUUGGAUAUUUGUUAGUCGAUAUACAUCCUAGUACUCCUGACUUUUUACGACUUCGAACACAUAUAUAUUAUAAUACAGGAGAAAAAACUAUAGUUUAUAUACCAAAAUGA